Messenger RNA from Suillus plorans, 476 nucleotides. RefSeq lists its product as uncharacterized. The transcript is spliced from 2 exons. The annotation marks the transcript as partial. NCBI's taxonomy places the organism in Eukaryota, Fungi, Basidiomycota, Agaricomycetes, Boletales, Suillaceae. The record is from RefSeq and is a predicted model, not a curated record.
GAUCAUGUUCAAACAACUUCAUAUAUUAUUCCAAACACUUUGAAUCCUCGUUAAUGAUCAACAUAUGAGUGUCUGCCUGCGUACAGGCUCUAUAGUGCUGUAUUCACUUCUCACCAAAUUUACAGUGCUUGUCCUCUGUGUUCACACUAGUAUGCAUAUGCAUCUUGCGCGUCAGUCCUGUAUUGUUGUGUUACCUCUAAUGCGUUCAUCCAUGUUGGUUUUCAGACGCAGUGUCCAUGUCAAGUGUUGUCUCACUGCAUCAAGCCUCGACCUCACCCUGUCAUGUUCGAGCUACUCUCUAUACUCUGCAACACCACGUCAAGCGACUCAAGCCCCAACCAUGGCAUGUCAGAAGCCUCGUUUAGGCUGGGUCAAGCACCACUCACACCACGACAAGUUCUCCCAAACAUCUUCGCAGUCUCUGUGCUAAUAUCAACAUCCACACUCUAUGCCGCGUCAAUGCCGCGUCAAACCUC